AUGUGCGAGAAGAGCUUUGAUUACUUAGUGGACGAACGUGCCACCGGGAUCACCAGCAGCUUCCUGAUCAGCGAGAUGCAUGUCACUGAUACGGACUCGCUGAUACGCCACGCGACUGUCACGUUCGUCUAUAAGAACUCGGCUUCUCUCUAUUGUCGUCACUCAUCGGACCUGAUCUUCGCUCCGGCGUCCGCGUUUCCAGAUCCCCCGGGUGUAAAGAAAAAAGACAGGGACAACGUCGACUUGCGAGACUUCGUGUCCGUAGGCAGAUCGGUUAUCUUCAGGGCUGAGCCUUCCAGCAAAAUUCCAAACUUCAUGGUAAUUAUCGUCGAAGUUUCUUCCUUCGUGGAUGUAUACCUAAAUUCAGUGGCUUUCCCUUGCUUUUAGUU
Soboliphyme baturini is the source of this 389-nucleotide messenger RNA. Lineage: Eukaryota; Metazoa; Nematoda; Enoplea; Dioctophymatida; Soboliphymatidae. The record is from the annotation of a GenBank genome assembly.